AAGAGGAGGUUUUCGGUGGUCGGUACUUUUUCUAGAAGAUCAGUCGGUGGCAAACCGCAACUGGGUGUGGAGAUGAUCUCGCUGAAGACGUUGGGCCUUAUGGCCUUGCUGCUGGGUGUGAGCUGGGCCUAUCAGGUCAAACCGAGGAACUACCACAAGCUGGUGGAGCAACAGAAGAAGUUUAAUGAUCGAUUCGAGAAGGAAUUCUUGACCGAGCAUCUGAAGUAUACGGAGACUGGGGUCAAAUCGGUUAGGCUGAGCGAAAUGUUUGAUCAUCUACGACAGAAGCCGGACAUGUUCCGACAAGAGCUGGAUAACCACCCACUCCCCUACCAGACGACGGAGUGUACGGCAUGUCGGGCUUUGGUCACCACUUACCUAACAUACCGUCGAGUCUUGAACUGGGAUCGUGACCGCAUUGCAGCUCAAGCUGCAUCCACCUGUGAUACGUUGGCGAUCCUCUUGCCGGAAAACUGUGUGAAGGUUAUUGAUAAGAACAUUGACAUUUUCCUGUACAUCAUCGACAACAGGCCAAGCCUGACGGCGCAGACUAUUUGCGGAGUAAUCUUCCAGUCCGGAGCGUGUGUCUUGGAAGAUCGGGAAUUCCUGGAUUGGACCAUAAACGUGGCUCCAGGAGGCACUCCUAUUACAUCGUCCAAGACGGGAUCUAGUCGAGGCCCGAAUGAUUUAAAGAUUGUUCAUCUGACUGAUUUGCACUACGAUCCUCACUACCGCACAGGUUACAACGCAGUCUGUGGUGAGCCAUGUUGCUGUCGUGAAGCUCAAGGAAUUCCGGAGAACCCGGAUGAGAGAGCUGGAGAAUGGGGAGAUUACCGUGACUGUGACUCGCCUUGGAAGGCUGUUGAGGAUGCGGUUCGCGAAGCAGGUCGUCGACAUCCGGAUGCUGCGUACGUGUACCAUACGGGAGACAUUAUCGAUCAUGGCGUAUGGGAAACGACCAUACCUGGAAACGUUCGUUCGAUAACUCUCACGAUGAAUCUACUGAAGGAUGUUUUCGGUAGUACUCCGGUGUACAACGUGUUGGGAAACCAUGAGAUCACUCCAACCAAUGUGUUUGCUCCAAGUCAUAUCGAUCGGCCUGAUUUCUCGCCAAGUUGGGUCUACGAACUGGUUGCCGAUCAAUGGGAAAGCUGGCUUCCAGCGGCAGCAAAGCAGACCAUUCUUGAAGGAGGAUACUAUACCGCUUUGGUUCGACCAGGAUUCCGUGUGAUUGGACUCAACAACAAUGAUGCUUACACCUUCAACUGGUGGAUUCUGUACGACCCCGCGUACAUGCGAGGACAACUGCAAUGGCUGCACGAUACUCUGCUGGAAGCCGAAAGGGCUGGCGAGAAGGUUCAUAUCUUGGCUCACAUCCCUAUUGGUGCUGGAACGAGUUUCGUAACCUGGGCCCGCCAGUAUCGCCGGAUUCUGGAUCGUUUCUGGAACACCGUGAUGGCACACUUCCAUGGACAUACGCACGCCGAUGAGUUCAACAUAUUCUACUCGGCUUCGAACCCUCAACAUGCUAUCAAUGUGGCCUUCAACGGAGGUGGAACCGUUCCCUUCAGUAACUUCAACCCCAACUAUGUGGUUUACUAUGUUAAUCCUCAGACUUACGACGUCACCGACUUUGAGUCUUUCUACUUUAACCUGACCGAGGCAAACCUCAACCCAACGAGAAACCCCCUCUGGACGGAUCUGUACUCGUUUUCGCGGGACUUUAACAUUCCCAACGUAUCCCCAGCCUCGUUGGAUACCCUAGCCCGUCGUUUCGGAUCAACCCCUUCGGAGUUGAAUCGCUACUGGGAGAUGAAAGUGAAACGUGGCGACCCCUUCCUCGAGCAGGGCUGUGACGGUGAGUGCCUGUUGAACCACCUGUGCGAAAUCGUUACCAACGAAGCUAACGACGACCAGAAGUGCAACGAACUGGUUGCUGCAUUCCGCCAAAUCGACGACGAUAAGUGGAACUGGAAAAAGUAAUAAAUUGAUUUGCCAAAGUGCAUCUCGAUAUUUA
Ochlerotatus camptorhynchus is the source of this 2017-nucleotide messenger RNA. Its product is annotated as sphingomyelin phosphodiesterase-like. Gene Ontology annotation, biological process: ceramide biosynthetic process; sphingomyelin catabolic process. The record is from RefSeq and is a predicted model, not a curated record. Bases 73 to 1983 code for a protein of 636 amino acids. Gene Ontology annotation, molecular function: acid sphingomyelin phosphodiesterase activity. Lineage: Eukaryota; Metazoa; Arthropoda; Insecta; Diptera; Culicidae. The transcript is spliced from 3 exons. Gene Ontology annotation, cellular component: lysosome.